This is a messenger RNA of Siniperca chuatsi (mandarin fish), 8305 nucleotides long. It is a transcript of the gene znf318, whose product is annotated as zinc finger protein 318. Gene Ontology annotation, biological process: positive regulation of DNA-templated transcription; negative regulation of DNA-templated transcription. Gene Ontology annotation, cellular component: nucleoplasm. Gene Ontology annotation, molecular function: nucleic acid binding; zinc ion binding. The record is from RefSeq and is a predicted model, not a curated record. NCBI's taxonomy places the organism in Eukaryota, Metazoa, Chordata, Actinopteri, Centrarchiformes, Sinipercidae.
GCAUGCUGUCAGAGGUCAGGAUGCAUUUCAAAUGAAGGUUGGGUGUGCUGGGGUUCUUCUACACACCUGGGAAUGUGUUAAUUACACUAUUUGUCACAGGUGAUGCUCUAAUCUGUGAUUGGUUGAAUCCUUUAAAGAUGUGACAAGACUUUUGUCUAAGCAAAGUCUGACCUCUCUGCCUCUCUCUCAAGGCAUGAUAAGAUUGUAUUUUGGUAAAAUAAGCAUAAUCUAGAGGCCUUUGCCUUUCAUAUAAGCCACUUCUGAUUACAAAUGAUCAACUAGAAGUCAAGUUAUUAUUUGUUGUUCCUACAACUUGGAUAGGCGACAAGACUUUUGUCAGGGAGUGCACGGCAGUCACAGAGAAGCAGGGAACCAGAAUCAUCCAGGCCCCGUUUGGGUCCCACAGGACUCAGCAGCACAUUAUUUAAACAUCAUACAGGAAGUGACACUGAGCCUUAAAGACAUAAAGGUUUUGUCUGCUGUUGUGUGGAUGUAGUCAAUUAACCAGAAAUGGCAAGAAAUGUGGGACAGUGAGGGGAAAGGGAGACAUUUAUACCGUAUCCAAAAGAGUAUUAAAGUAAAUAAGGUCGGAGGGGGAAACGGUACUAACGAGACUGACGCUGGGACACUGUGCUCUAAAUAAAACAUUAAAAAUGGUGGGGAAACAUCAGACAGUAUGUGUGAGUGGCGGCAGGAAGAGGAAUCGGUAGAACAUGUAACUCUACAUUGUAGGAAACAUCAGAGGGAUGAUGGAUAACAGACUAAAGGAACGAGGGGUGCAGAAACUCCCUUUAAAAACAAUAUUAAGUAUGAAUGUUAGAGCUCAGGUGAGAGAAUUGUUGGGUUUUUUAAGGGGUACUGGGCUGUAUUAUAGGAUCUAAAGGUAGGUUUGUUUUUUGUUUUGUUUUUUUCCUUCCCCCCUAAAUCCCUGGGAAAUUGUAGAUUAUGGUUUACUGACUGAUCCACACUCCAGAACAGAAGGUGGCGGUAAUGCACCAUUAAGCUGGUCGCCAACCGCCGUUAAAGAAGAAGAAGAAGAAGAAGAAGAAGAAGAAGAAGAAGAAGAAGAAGUGUGGAUGUAGUCUCACUCCGGUCCAGGUGGUGGCGCUAAUGCACCUUAACGUCGGCGGCCAACCGCAGAAAAGAGAGAAGAGCGCGGAGGUCUGCGUGCAUGUAGAGAAUGACCGAGCUGCUGGGAAUCAACGUUUCAAACAGUUCCGUAUUAACUGGUUCCAGCGCAGAGUAAAGAGCCUGCACGGUUCCGUGUUGCAUUACAGAAACGCUGGAGACGUCGGCUGGUUGACCGCGGGAAGCCAGAGAAUCUCUGCGGGAGGAGAUGUACCGUGGCCGGCCUCCGCCGAGAGGAGGCUACCCUCCGCCUUUCGAAGGCCGAGGCCGAGGUCCGCCGCCCGCGAGGCCUUACCCGGCACCGGGCUACAGAGAUGACAGGAGCCGGCCCAGGCCUCCGUACCACGCCGGCUACCACGACCAUAGUCACCCGGAGUCCUACCGCCGCUCCCCGCCGCGCAGGAGGUACCCUUCCCCCGGGUCAGGAAGUCACCGAGGCGGAGACCACUGGGCCGGUGGCCCGCCGAGAGAGAGGUCUCCGUCGCCGCGUGGACUGGUUCCCCUCGACCACAACCUGGUCAUCACCGUCGGCAACGAGCUGACUGGACCGUCUGGCUCCGCCCCAACGCGCCAUCAUGACAGAGACUACCCUCCUCGAUCCGAGUACGAGCGGGGCCGGAGCCGACCUCGCAGCCGGAGCAGAGACCGGAGUCCGGACCGGAGCCGGGCCAAGAGCGUGGGGCGGAGCAAGAGUCGAGCGAGGAGUAAGAGCCGGCCCCGGAGCCAGAGCCGCAGUCCGGGCCGGACCCGGGCCAAGAGCCGCGGCCGGAGCAAGAGCCGCAGUCCGGACCGGAGCCGGGGCAAGAGUCGCGGCCGGAGCAAGAGCCGCCCCCGCAGCAGGUCCAGGUCCAGGUCCAGAUCCAGGUCCAGGUCCAGAGGGCGGAGCAGAGGACGGAGCCGGGGGCGGAGCUACAGUAAAGCGGCAAGCCACGGCCGCAGCAAGAGCCGCCAGAGGAGCCGCAGUGCGAGCAGCAGCUCGAGCUCCAGCAGCCGCAGCGCAGGUGACAGCAACGGGAAAUCCAGAAAAGAGUUCAAGGAGCUGGACUCGGCUCGACGCAGGAAGGAGCUGGAGGAGAUGCUGAGUCUGCCGACCAAAUCCAUCCUAAAGAAACGCAACGACUCGGAGGACUCGCCGUCACUCAGGAGCACAGACUCUCCCAGAGGUCUGGAGGGGACCAACAUUUCUCGGGUGGCCGACCAGCUGCUGCUGGCUGUUAAAGGCAUGGAGCCUCACAUGGUGGCCUCCAUGCUGUCAGAGCUGCGGUCCGACCCGCAGAUGGCUCAGCGCGUCGGCCUCGACGCCGAGAUCAAAGAGAUCCUCAACCUGCUGGGGGGGCCGGCGGGGGCCAAGGCUCAGGAGAAGGCCGCGGAUGACAUCGACGACGAGGAGAAGUUCCUGUACGGAGACUCGGAGGAGCCCAAACCUUCGCCGGUGUCCGAGCCAGUCCGACACCACGGGCUGGAUUUGUACGGAGACGUGACGGAGGAGGCGCUGUACGGAGACUACCCCCCGCAGAAAGCCGUCCUCGGUCAGAUGUACGGCCUCCUGCCGGGGGCCUCGCCUCACCUUCAGGCCCCUCCCACCAUGGGAGAGGUGGACGUGAGGUACGUGAGCCGGCCCACCAUCAGCCCCGACCAGAGCAUCACGGUCCAGGUGUCGAACCCCACCUACCCGCCGGGGACGGAACCGUUGGAGGAGGGCGAGCGACAGGCACUGGAGGAGUACGAGAAGAUCCAGGACCUGCUGAAGACCAUCGGCCUGGACCUGGGUGUGACCGAGAUCAGCAAGAUGGCCGCCAGGACCAAAGAGCGGCUCCACGGAAACAAGCCCCCGAAGACCCCCACGCGCUGCAGACAGUACUCCUCCGGCAGCUCGGACGGCAGCCGCCGCAGCCGGGGCCGCAGGAGGCGGAGCCGCAGCGGCAGCUCCAGCAGCAGCAGCAGGAGUCGCAGCUGCGGGCGGGGGGGCAGCUGGAGCAGCGAAGACAGCCGCAGGAAGGACUCAGCUCUGCCAAAAACUCACAAAGACAGAGACGUCAAAGAGUCGAAAGCCGAGCGGGGCGACGCAGCAGCACCGCCGCCACAAACCCCCGACCCCAACACCCUCGCCAAUCACCCCGGGGUGCCCAUACCUACCUACCCCCCCUCACAGGUCCACGGCAUGAUGCCCCCUAACUUCCCCCCGCCUGGUUACGGCCAGUAUGGAAACUACCUCCCCUACAUGCACCAGCAGUGGCCGCCCAUGUACCCGCCCCCCAACAUGAGCCUGCCGUCCCAGACCGGCUCCGAAGACUUCGCCCCCACUCUGCCCUACAAACAGCCCUACAACAAACCGGCCCCUGAGCCGGGGGCCCAAGGUUUGGUGAAGAGUUCUGUUCAGGACGGCGAGAAGGGAAAAGUCGGCAGCCACGACCGGAGAGUGUCUGAGGAGCAGAACAACGAGAGCCAGAAACAAAAGGUUCUGGAGGAGAGAGAGAAGCUGAAGCAGGAGAGAGAGAUCAGGAUGAAGAAAAAAUAUCUGAUGAAGGAGCUGGAGAGACUCAGGAAGCAACAAGGCGAGCUCCUGAGGAAGAAGCGCCGGGAGAAGGACGGCCACAAAGACCCUCUGCUGCAGGAGAUCAGCCACCUGCAGGAGGAGGUCAUGACUCAGAUCUCCAACCUGCGCAAAGAGCACGAGGUCGCCGAGAAGAAACGCAACGAGAUCGACAAGGUGGCGCUUAUCCUCGGCCUGAACCCGUCGGACCGGCCGCGCAGGACCGGCAAGCCGGCCGCGGAGCAGCACGAAGAACCGCCGCUGCCGCUACCAGAGAAGAAGAAACGGGAGCUGGAGAGGAGUCCUGAGGGUCGGCAGGCAGCCGGCAGCUCCAAGAUAAAGCAGACCUUGGCGGCGCCGUCGUCGUCCUCGAGAGCGUCCCCAGACAAGCCGCCCGUCACUGCCCCGGCCCCGCCUCCGACCCCGCCCCCGCAGCCGUUUGAAUACUAUGACGCUGGAAACCACUGGUGCAAAAACUGUAACGUCACCUCUGGUUCCAUGUUUGAUUUUUUCACGCACUUGCACAGCAAAACGCAUCGAAAGACUCUGGACCCGUACGACCGGCCCUGGGCUUCCACUCCCACCAAAAUCAUCAAGAACACGCUGUCAGAAGAGAAGCUGACAAAACCCGCCAAAGGUUCGGAGUUCUUGCUGCCCGUCAGAGGAUUCUUCUGCCUGCUGUGCAAAGAGUUUUAUGGAGACGCCAUCUGUGCAGAAGAACACGUCACCACACAUGCUCACAAUGAGAAAUACAAGAAACAAAUGUACGAGAACCCGUUGUACGAACAGAGGAGGAAUCUGGACCGCCAGGCAGGACUGGCCUUAGAGACGAGUGGGAAGAAACGCAAACAUGAGGACGAUGAGAAAAGCAGCAAAGACAAGGAGGAAAAGUCCAAACACAAAAAGGAGAAAAGGGACAAGGAGAAAAAGAAGGACGAAGAUGACGGUGUUCAGAAGGAGGAGAAAUCUAAAGUUAAAAAGGAGGGGGAGGAGGAUAAGUCUAAGCCCAACAAGAAAGAGGAGGAUUUUAAAGAUGCCAGAAACCUGGAAGAGGAGAGGCCUUCGUACAGCAAGAAAGACGAGGAUGAAAAGUAUAAGUUCGGCAAAAAGGAAGAUAAAUACCGCUACAGCAGAGAGGAAGAGGAGAGGGGUAAAUACAGCAGAAGAGACGAGGACGACAGAUACAAAUACAGUAGAGAAGAAGAAUAUCGGUACAGGUAUCGCAGGGAAGAAGACGACAGAUAUGACGACCGUCCAAAAUAUGGUCAGAGAGACGACGAGGACAAGUAUAAAUAUGGUAAAUAUUCAGACUACAGAUCCAAAUAUGACCGAGAGCGAGAUGAAGGAAAACCUAAGGCUGAGAAGGAAGCUUUUAAAAGGCUUGAGCCGGGGAAAACGGAGGUCAGCAAGCCUGAACCACCACCAAAGCCCUACGACCCACCCAAAAUCCUCUGUGGACCCAGUCCGGCCAUGAGGGCAAAGCUCCGCAAGCAGAGUCUGGAAACUGGCAAACCGGCACCUGCGGCCUCGGCCGCUUCAUUCGGAAAGUUCACGUGGAAGAAGAGGGAGAACGUUCUGGCAAAGGAGGCGGAGAAAGUGGCCGCAGAGUUCAUCAAGGAAGACGAAGAGGCUGUGAAGCAGAAUCCAGUCUCGGUUGAGGAUUCUUUUGCAAAAUCUAUGGCCGUUGCGAAGGAGAUCGCCCAGAAGCUGGGGGGCCAGAACAUGGCUACUCCCUGGGUGUCCAACGGAGCCAACCGGGGCAGGAUCCGGCCCAACCUCCCUGCACCCGCUACAGUCCUGAGGAAAACGGCCAUGAUGGGUAAACCUGCACCUCUCAAUACCUUCCUCUCCAUCAGACCCCAAAACACCACUUUACCAGGGUCUCCUCCAAAAGACGGAUCGGUAUUCCUUGACCCUCUCACAAAGGCUCUAGAUGCUCAAAACGCACUGCUGGAACCUAAGUCACCAAUACCUGGGCCAACUGAGGCUACGUGUACACCGGUGGUUGCUAUACCAGAGCCAUUUAAGGCUAAACCGCCGCCACCGGUGUCAAGACCUGCACCAUUUGAGGUUAAACCUGCGCCACCAGUUUCUAAACCCGCCCCAAUCGAGGCAAAGCCUGCGCCAUCUGAGGCUAAACUUGCACAACCAACAAUGAUAAAGAUAGUCUCUGAUGUGGCAGCUCCUGGCGUCCCAGAGAGCGAGCAAACUCGUACGGUGUUCGUCAAGCCUCCACCAUUCAUGAACCUGGGCGAUGGAGCACAGAAGUCUGAGAAACUUAAGAGUAACCUAGCUGCAGCCAAAGCCCAGGAUUUAUUUGACAUCUUCUACAGCAACAUUGGCCAAUCAGGUGCCUCCUCCAUCACCAAACCAGCAACAGACAGCAGAGCUGACGGGAGUAGCACCAAUAAAGGUCAACUUCCUACCCCGCAAGCACCAAAACCACAACCUCUGCUUCUUACCCAGUCCCAACCUCCAAGUGUGGCCGAUACACCUCCGCAACCAGACUCAAACAAUUUCACACCCAGUCCCCAAACCCAGUCCGAAUCAGACAUUCAAAUUGCAUCCGUUUGGUCCUUGCAGCCUAUCCCAGCUCAGUCACCCGAGGUGGCUCCAUCCGAAACUACUUCACAGACAACCCAACCAAAACUGAGUACACCAGCCCAGCCUGAGGCUCAGAGUGUACCCCAAAACCAGCCUGAGGCUCAGAAUUGUGAGUCCACAAUCGCUCUACAAACCGAGCCUGCCGAGCCAGAACCAACACCUCAAACUCAGUCCCAGCCCAAACUGGCUCCUCAAAUCCAAACAGAGCCACAAUCUGAACCCCAACCAGACCAGGACAGCCAGCCCCAGUCCCAUCCAGAGACCCAUCCUGACCCCCAUCCUGACACAACUCCAGAAUCUGAACCCAAACCAGGCCCCAAAACUAGAGGCAAAACAGCUUCGACAAAGAGAACCCCUCCUGCCCCCCGCCCUGUCCGACAAACCAGGUCCCAAACCAGAUACCAGACCCGGCGGCAGCAGCAGAGCCAGUCCGAGCCAGAGCCUGAGCCGGCUUCAGGAGAUUCUGACUCGGCAGCUUCAGACCCAAAGGGCCUGGACACGUCAGAUCCUGGCUCUGGAUUGCAUGCGGAGGAGGGGGCACCUAGUGAGGGGGACCCUCAGAUGAUGGCGAUCACCCCUGAAACCCUGGGCCUCCCCUCCGACAUGACCUCUCUGGACUUCGAGUACGAUUUUAACUUUGAGUAGGAGCUGACCGGACUGUGUGACGGGAAUCUGGGGUGGGGGUUUCUUUAAAACUACUUGUAUAUCCAAGACGUUCAGAAGAUCAUAAGCCACAGUCUUUCAUCAAUAAUUUAAAGGCAGCUGGAAGCGGCGAGAAAGACACUCGCGCUGACGGACUUGAGACUUUUUAAGACAUUGACCUUCAUCUGUUUAAAGGACCAGUUUGACGUUCAGUGAAACCAACUUGUUCUCAGUCUUCUUCAUGUUUCAGACGGAUAUCAGUUUCAUUCCUGUGCGUCCGGUGCAGAGAUGGUUCAAGGACUUCUCUAGUCCUGCACGGCACACAAUCUUAUACUUUUAUUAAUAACAAAAAGUCCCCCUAAAGGGACAAAAACCAUCAGAGAAUUUAUGAAUAUGGGGGAAGACGGGAUUUUUUGACAUGAAGAAAAAUGUAAAAUAGUUUUAGGCCACAGUGGAGCUCUGUAGUUAUAAGCUGACUUUAUGUGACCAGAAGGUUCUGGGUCUGUUUUUCAUGGAUUGGGCUGGGCCACUUAGUUCAGUGACUCCCAGUCUGGGGUCCCCCAAGGGGUCACAAGUUAAUUUUAAAGGGUUGCAAGACAAUAAACAGGACAGGAGGCUUAAAAAAACAACUUUAAAACUAUUUUUCAGAUGUUUUUCUAAUCUUGCUGCUUGUUUCUUGUGAAUUACUGAAUAUUUCCUCUUCAGGCGUCUAAAAUGACUCCAGUAAUCACUUUUUGGUUGUAACCCACAGACGUGUGGAACCACCGUCUCAUUUUAAAGCGGAAACUGUUAUGAGAUCACAUGUUCAGCGAUCUCUGCUGUCCACGUACUUUUGGUCAUGUGGUGUAUAUCAGCCUCCGCAGACGAUACUUGUCAGUGGGAUAAAUUAAUUGAGUUUUGACUCUUCGGGGGGGAAUUCCUGUUGAUCAUGAAAAUGUAAACUGACGCAGAGUUGAAGCUGAUAUCUGCCUCUGUGGAAGACGGACGUCGCACUGUUCCUUUAAAAGCUCACGUUUUCUCCCUUCGGCAAACCCUUUGCUUUCUCCUCCCGCAGGUAAAGUACUGUUGUUUUCCUUGUUUUCUAUUCAGGUUCAGUUUAUUUUUUCCUCUGAAUGACGACAAGGUGUUUUUCGAUGCAGAGUUCACUCAGCUCAGCUGGUGAAAUAAAAGUCGCAGCACGGACCAAAAACAGCUCAUUUAGUUAGAAAAGCUGCAGUUCACGUGUAAACUGAAGAUCCAGGAGCUGAUUCCUGUUAAACUGCGUCAGGUUUUCUCCCUGCGUCGUGUUUGACGCGCUGAUCUGUGGUCAGUGUGAGUCAGAAUACAAACAAACUGUUCGUCUUGUACAAAUGUGUUGCUUUAAGUAGAGUUUUAAUAAAAGUUAGUGAGGAAACAGCA